Stylophora pistillata is the source of this 2439-nucleotide messenger RNA. RefSeq lists its product as uncharacterized. NCBI's taxonomy places the organism in Eukaryota, Metazoa, Cnidaria, Anthozoa, Scleractinia, Pocilloporidae. The record is from RefSeq and is a predicted model, not a curated record. Gene Ontology annotation, molecular function: protein binding.
AAAGUAAUAUGGUCAUAUACCAGUAUGGACUAAAUGAAGAACAUGACGGAGUGAUUGUAGUUUGUUAGCAGCAAAGGUAACGCAUUCUCGUGGAAUUUCCAACCACGGAUGAAAGUUUCAUCAAAUUGACAGUAAAGAUGUCAAUGGUGGUGGUUAUUUCUCGAUUUUGAUAUCUGAAAAGUCAGUGUACAAGACAAUGCCUUCUUUGAGGCGGCUAUCGGCAAGAAAGCGCAAGUCGCGAAUGUAGCAGAAAGUUACUCAAGUUGAACCCUGACGUGACUGAUCCUGAUGAACUGCUCUGAUCUACCUUUGGAGCUCAUAGAUGAAAUACUGAAGCAUUUAGACGCAAUUUCUGUGGCUAAAUCACGGCAAGUCUGCCGUACAUGGCUAGCGUUGCACGCGCAGCCAAAAUAUAAACUGUUGUGGAGACAAGCUUGUGUUCGCGAUAUUGGAUACGAUGUUCUUACAGAAAUAACGGGAGAUAAUCAAAUAUUCUCAGACGACAAUCUUGGACACUCAGGUGCUACUGGUAAAGACGGCGGUCAGAAAAACUGCAACAUCGAUUGGAAGGCCAUCUAUCAAAGGUGGUUCAGAAGUCGUCAUAUUGGAAAAUGGCCUUGUAUGAUAACUGAGCUUGAGGGGCAUUCUGGCCAAGUCCUGGAUGUGAAAUUGUCUGGGGACAGAGUUGUGACUUGUGGUGUGGAUGGUGACAUUUGUAUUUGGGAUGGGUGGACAGGAUGUUGCUUAAUGGUUCUUAAGGGCCAUCUUGAUUCUGUAACCUCCAUCUCUUUGAGGCAAACACCAGGUCUGUGGAAAAAGCCUUUAGAUACCCCCCCACACGAUCUUCUUGCAUCUGGCUCUAGAGACUGUUCAGUUAAAAUCUGGAACCUGAAGGAACCCUCCAGUGUUGCUAUGGCAACCUGUCUUGGCCACAAUGGUCCCGUCAACUGUGUCAGUUUUGGAGACAAUUCUUUUUUGGCCUCUGCUUCAGAAGACUGUUCUGUUAGGAUAUGGCGCAUCAGCACAGAUAAUUGUUCUUGCUAUUACAUACUGAGUAAUUUGGGUGACUGGGUGGAACAAACAAGACUUUGGGGAGCUGAUACUCUGCUUUAUGUUACAGUUAAUGGCAAGCUGGCUUUGUGGUCCAUAGCAGAUUCACAAAUGUUAUCAUCCAUUAGAAUAAGAGCAUCCAACCCUUCCCUACCCAGAGUUCACGGUGCUGUCCUUAGGGGGCAGAAAGUUCUUGUCCUAACUGCCCUCAAUGGUCUCUUUGCUUGGGAAUGUAAAUUAAAUGACAACAUUGUGCACAACUUUCCUGUCAUUGGUCCAUGUUCUACUGGUGUUGCUCGUGGAACAUGUUUAACCAUGCAUGGAGCCAUAGUUGCUGUAGGAACCAGUUCUACUGGAACUGUCUAUGUCUACCACCUCAACGGCAAAUGGGAGAAUCAGUUCACCAAAAUCCACUGUGUGCUCCAAGUAAAUAAAUCUGCAGUCAAUGCCAUUUCUAUCGAUGAUGAUGGGCAAGGUCCCUGUCUUGCAGCUGGAGGGGAUGAUGGCAUUGUCAAAGUUUAUCGCUGGUUUCCACCCAGUGUUUAAAUGAAUUGAGGCUAGGUCACACUUAGCAACAGGUCACUGUAGCUCGCAGCAACAGUUUGAUUUGUGGGCAUUGAGAAUUGACCUGAAUAUGUUUGUCAGUUUUGUUGCAUAUUAAGAAGUUCCACAAAUUUUAACUAGUUUAACAGCUUGCCAUCAUUAGCUUGUCAUAGAAUGUGAUAUGGAUGUAUUAAAGCAAAACAAUGUAUUUACAUGGUGACUUUCAUUUUAAUAAAAUCACAAUCCUACUGAAUCAAGUUAUAUUUUUAAAAUGAUUGUUACACCUAAUUUGGAGCAAAAUAUGAACAGGUUUGUCUCAGCAAUAUAAUUUUUAAUUAGUGUUGUGGCUUACAAAGCCAAUUCUUUUUUUUCCCCUCAAAGAAAAAGCAUUUAAACAGCAUAAGUUGUUACACAGACAAUGGCACCUUUUUCAUCAUAAACUGAACAUUGCAAAACUUGCUUAUUAUAUUACCUUCUGCAAAUUAGAUUUUCUGGAAACAGUCAAUAGAGAUCUGUUUUUGAUUUGUUAAUUCUUUGAGUGUAACAACUUGUUCAUGUGGCCUUUUAGCUUUAUUCGAACAAUCAACACUGUUACUGACAAGCUUCCAAAACUGUGUGCACCAGAAAUAUUUCAAGAGUAUUUACACUACCGUCAAUAUGGUAUGACAUACAUGUGAAUGGCCUGUGAGAAGCAAUGAUCAUAAUAAGUAAAUUUCUUUGUUUUUCUCUCUCCAGAAACUUAACUGAUUGGUCAUAACACAGUACUGUAAAAUAAUUAAGGUGUUCACAGUUUUCUUAGGGGCUGACCAUUUAAUUCUUGAGAGGGGGUGGGUGAUUUUGAAAAAA